Messenger RNA from Dioszegia hungarica, 2193 nucleotides. RefSeq lists its product as uncharacterized. Bases 1 to 2193 code for a protein of 730 amino acids. The record is from RefSeq and is a predicted model, not a curated record. Lineage: Eukaryota; Fungi; Basidiomycota; Tremellomycetes; Tremellales; Bulleribasidiaceae. The transcript is spliced from 4 exons.
AUGGCAGGCUCAAUCUGGAGCUACCUUACCGGGUCGUCCACCAACUCCACGGAGAAAUCGAGCAGUGAUGACGAUGACGACCUAGAUUUCGAGGACGAUGAUGAGGACUAUGAUGUGACUCCAGAAGACUAUGUUGACAUCCGUCCUCGUUCUCGCUCGUCGGAACGGCCUCCUCCCCCUAGAUCGAUACCAUCUCCCCCUAGGUCAAGAUCAUGGGAACGUCCACCUCCGAGGGACGGGCGAGAUUACUAUAUGGAGCCCGACGAGUACCUUCAUCGCCGCCCGAGAGGUCGCUCAGAGUCCAGAUCCAGAUCCCGCCCAGGCGCCAGAUCAUCAUCUAGAAGACCAUACCGGGAUGACCCGCCUCAACGUCCCCGCUCUAGACCUCCCUCACGCAGACCUCCUGACCCAUACUCGGAUGAAGACAGCGAUGAAGACUGGGACGAGGUGCGACGCAACUCACCCUCUGACCGUCGCUCCGAUAGUGAUGACUCUUGGGAUACCGAGUCAAGUCGGGAUAGUCGCCGGCGCCGCCGCGUGGUGACCCCGCCCCCCUCUGACGAAGACGACUGGGAAGACGUCAGCGAUGAUGAGCUUGACCAUGUCCCAUCCCACUGGCGUAGUCCCUCUCCUGCCCCUCGCGGCCGCACCUCAGACACACAACAAACCGACUCCACCCGCGAUACCCGCGACCCCUCACCCCGCACAAUCCUGCGAGAGAGCGAUUAUACCCUCCCUGGUAUGCGCCGGAAAGGCCGCAGAGGCAAGACGACCACUCGCGAUGACACUUUUGACCCCAGAGUGCCGACGUCUGGCGAGUCACUCGUCCACCCAAAAGACGCGCCAGAUCGUAUGUCCGAUGAGGAAGCCAACGAGAAGUGGAAAGCAAGGACUCAAGUCACUCGGGAAGAAGCAGAAGCUCAUGCCGAGCGCCUCUCGGGGGACCGAUACGAGCCUAGCAUCCCGGAACGGUAUCCAACGGUGCAUACACGCCUCCCCUCUAUCCUCCGCAAGCCUGACCCUAAUGCCAAGGACCUGUCCUGCUUACCCAUGGCUGAGUGGAAAAAGCGGCAGCGAGUAGGUUUGGUCGCUAAUCAUGCGGCGGGGAACUACUGGAAGCGCGAGGUUCCGGAAGACACAGACCUCCCGGCGUGGGGCGGAGCCCAGCAUCUGCGCACCAUCGACUCUGUGCUGGAAAGCAAGGCGACAGCACUGAUGAAGACGGCCGGCAUGACCCACGCCCCCACUUCCGAGUUCACCAUGGAAGAGUACUUCCCCACCAUGUAUACGCACGACAUCUCCGGUCUCGAUACCGAGUUUGAUCCUGACGCCGAUACCAAGCUCGCCAAAGUCUUUUCCACGCUCAACAAGGAGGACAAGACCAAACUUGGCAAGGAACUGCAGAGGUUCACCAAGCUAGGAUUGGUCUGGCAAAAGUACGUCGACUGGACAGAUAUGGACCUGCUCAAGGACCGCGGCUCCCUCGCGUGGAUGAAGACCGACAAGUAUCUCCAAAAAGAGCACGCUGGCAAUGUCCUCCAGCUCGCUAUCGGACGAUACGCUGGCACGUACGACCCCGCCCAGGGCAAUCAGAUGAACACCAUCAUCUGUUCCGAUCAGGCUAGCCGUCGGCGUUUCCUCGAUACUGGUGGGCCCGACAAAGACGGCAAGCCGAUGGAUAUCGACGGCAGGACCUUCCAGUCGGUGGUGGAGGACGGUUCGGACCCGGUGGGCGAUAGAGAUUACACCACCGACUUCCAUAACCCCCGCGGCACCGACUAUGACACGGUCGAAGCCGCACGCGCCAAACUCAUCACCGGCGUCAACUCCCUCUACGAUGCCCUCGUCGAACAAGACUUCGAAAAGCAUGCCGGUGGUUCUGCACCUGAGAGCAUCCCCACGAUCAGUCUCUGGCAUCGAAAGCAGUGGGCCAGGUCCAACGCGGAAUUCGAUCAGCUGCCCAAACAGAAGCAGACUGUUAGUGAGGCGCACAGCCGAGCCAAGAAGGUCAGAAAGUCUGCGAGGAAAGCCAAGUUUUACAACAAGGAAGAGUGGGCCGAGGCGUUCCCUUACCUGUCCAAGUAUCGUACCCAUGCCGAAGCUGUGACUGCCUCGGAGGAGGACGGAAGGCAGUUCUGGCGUGAGGUCAACAAGGCGGGUGCUGGGCAUGUCCAGGUGCAGAUCAAGGAGUAG